Messenger RNA from Lagopus muta (rock ptarmigan), 4274 nucleotides. It is a transcript of the gene TRIB1, whose product is annotated as tribbles pseudokinase 1. The record is from RefSeq and is a predicted model, not a curated record. Gene Ontology annotation, molecular function: ATP binding; mitogen-activated protein kinase kinase binding; protein kinase activity. Gene Ontology annotation, cellular component: nucleus. Bases 176 to 1294 code for a protein of 372 amino acids. The transcript has 3 exons. Gene Ontology annotation, biological process: positive regulation of proteasomal ubiquitin-dependent protein catabolic process; protein phosphorylation; regulation of MAP kinase activity. NCBI's taxonomy places the organism in Eukaryota, Metazoa, Chordata, Aves, Galliformes, Phasianidae.
GUCGGCAGCAGAUGGUGGAUACGGCCCGGGGCUGCGGCGGGGACAGCGAGGGGAUGCGCCAGCCGCGCUCCGCCCGCCCUUAGCCCCCGGCCCCGCUUCUUCUUCUUCUUGUUCUUCUUCUCCUCCUGCUCCUCCUCUUCUUCCUCUCUCCGCGCCGCUCCGCUCCGCGCCCCCCAUGAGCCGCCCCGCGCCGCCGCCGCCCCGCCGCGCCGCCGCGCUCCUCCUGCCGGCAGCCCGCUGCCGCAGCGCCCCGGCCAAGCGGCUCCCGCCGCUGCACGACGGCCCCGCCGAGGAGGCUCCGGCCGCCAAGUGCCCGCGCCUGGCCGAGUGCCCCGGCGGAACCCCGGACUGCCUGAGCGCCCCCGGAUCGCCCUGCGCGCCCGCCUCGCCCGCGGCCGGCGGAGGGGCGGCGGGGAAUGUGGGCACGGCGGGGCCCAGCCUGAUCGCCUCCUAUCUGCUGCUGCCGCUGGCCGAGCGCGAGCAGGUGUCCCGAGCGCUGAGCGUCAGCUCCGGCAGGGAGCUCCGCUGCAAGGUGUUCCCUCUCAAACACUACCAGGACAAGAUCCGGCCCUACGUCCAGCUGCCCUCGCACCGCAACAUCACCGGUGUGGUGGAGGUGAUCCUCGGAGACACCAAGGCCUACGUCUUCUUCGAGAAGGACUUUGGGGACAUGCACUCCUACGUGCGGAGCUGUAAGAGGCUGAGGGAGGAGGAGGCCGCCCGGCUUUUCCGGCAGAUCGUGGCGGCCGUCGCUCACUGCCACCAGUCGGCCAUCGUGCUUGGAGACCUCAAGCUCAGGAAAUUUGUCUUCUCCAAUGAAGAGAGGACGCAGCUGAGGCUGGAGAGCCUGGAGGACACGCACAUCAUCAAGGGCGAGGAUGACGCGCUGUCGGAUAAACACGGCUGUCCCGCCUACGUCAGCCCUGAGAUCCUCAACACAACGGGGACGUACUCGGGGAAGUCAGCCGACGUGUGGAGCUUGGGAGUGAUGCUCUACACCCUGCUGGUGGGACGCUAUCCCUUCCACGACUCGGACCCUAGCACUCUGUUUUCCAAAAUCCGCCGCGGACAGUUCUGUAUUCCUGACCACGUCUCCCCCAAAGCCCGAUGCCUCAUCCGCAGCCUCCUGCGGCGGGAGCCCUCUGAAAGACUCACAGCCCCAGAGAUCCUGCUCCAUCCCUGGUUCGAGGCGGUCCUGGAGCCAGGAUAUACAGACCAGGAGACAGGGACUUCCGAUCAAAUCGUUCCAGAAUACCAUGGAGACAAUGACGAUAUCAGUUCCUUCUUCUGCUAACCCUGAAAUCUCACGAACCUCGUCAUUCUCACCUCUGGCAUCUCCGUAGGGUUUCAUUAUUUUAUUUUUAUUUUUCCACGUUAUAGACUCAAAGCAUCUUAAAGUGCCAGUAUGGUCAGAAAAGUGACCUUGUUUCAGAUAAACGUCGACCCACAGAUCUCUGCGUGAUCUCCCUGCCGGCAGCUUGGUCCUGCUGCCCGGAGGAACCACAUGGCUCUGCUCCUGCCUCCUGUGCCCUCUGCCCUUUCCCACUGCAUUUUGGCUGCAGAGCCUUAUUGCUGGCAAUGUGGAGAGAGGCAGAGCCAGCCCUCGGCUUCCCCAUUUGCCCCAGGUUGUAUGGACAGUGAUUUGCAGCAGGUUAGGGGCACAGGACAUAUCUCUGAGCAAAUCUGACAAAUUAGGGUAUUUUUUAUUUUCUUUGUUCGUUUUUAAAGUUGGGGGAGUUGACUUGGUGUCUUGCAAAGCAGUUUUCUGACUGUAAGUGCACUUUAGAGAGGGAAGGAGGUCUUCAUCAGCACAUCAGCUGCCUGCUCGUUGCUCCAGUCAGUUGUAUUUCCAUAGGGAUGAAGCUGUAAGAUCCUCCCAUAAGAGAGAUCCCUGCUGCAAUUGCUGUCAGGACCUUUCUGACAUGGGGGGAAGGGGGAGUAGCUGAUCUCCAGCUGGAUCCCCUCUGAUGCCAUUCGCUGAAUGCAAAAUCGUUUUAAAUAGCCUUCAGCCUCAAGUUACUGCAGCAUGUCCUGUGCGACUUCAUGCCCUCAGCAGGCUGGUCAGGCAGCAAGUCUCAGCUCCCAGUGCCAAAAUGUAUCUGUUUUCCCAAACGUAACACUAUCAGGAGGGCACCUUGCCUUGGACAGCGAUAGGGGCAUCUUGUACAGUAUAUGUAAACAUGUUCAUGUCUUCCUACAGGCUCAAUUCUUCUUCCCGCCCCCUUGCUCCUAGAAAGUCAGUCUUAAGAAUAAAAUCUCCCUAUGCCCUUAAGUUGAUUAUUCAGGUAUGUUGUUGGCCUGUGGCUAUGUGUUUGUUGUUUUUUUUUCCACCCCCCCCCCUCCCCUUGAAUUUUGUUCUUUUGUUUUGCAUGAUUAUUCAUAGUCUUUCCAAUGUGUGUGGAUAACAAAUAGACCUAAAUCAUUAGCUUCCCAGGUUGGGGGUAAGCAAAGCUUAGCCCUGCCUCAGAUUCCUCUGUUCCACACCUUUGUGCCCAGUGGCUCACACAGAAGUGGCCGUUUGCGUUAGGGAGAGCGCAGUGCCCAGUGGAUGUGAGGUGGGCGAUGGGGUCAUCCCUGGGGUGGUCCGGCGUUGAGCCGCCGGUGCACUGCAGGAAUACCAUGUAUACCUCAUGGACUGUGUGCUUUGUGCAUACCUUACAUGUGGGGGGUUGUUUUGUUGUCGUUGGGCUUUUUUAUGUUUCGUUCCAUUGUUCUUUGUCCUAAUAAGAGGUGUCAAAGAGCAAUUUAAUGUGAAUUAUUGUUGGCAAUACUAACUUGACAGAAUCAUGAGCAUUAAGAGCAGGGCACUACAGCUCUCCGUUGCACUAAACCUCUCAUGAUUGCUUGACAUUUGUAUCUGUGAUACAGUUUAACCCUUCUAUGAAAAAGAACGGUGAAUUUGUAUAUAUUGGUAGAAAAAUCUGCUAGAAAAGCUGGAAACACUAUGUCCAACUUGUAAAUAUGUAGAUAUCUGUGGAAACCUGGAUGAUAAAGUCUGACUUGUAGAAAGUUUUAAUAAACUUGGUUUCAUAAUAUUUGCUCCCAUUCCUGGUGGUGUCUCAGGGUGAACGUUGGGCUUUUCCUCAAACGGUGGGGUUUGGCCUCAGAGCACAUCAGCUCGUGGCCAUUGCCUGCAGGUGGCCCAUCACCCCCUGGUUGGAGGUGAGAGGGGACUGGGGAGGUGGAAAGGGCACGGCUCUCCCAAGAGCUAUAUGGGACAGGGCGUCCUGUUUGGUAAGGAUGGGGAAGAUAAGUGACUGCUUCGGAAGAGUCAGCCUGAUUUAGCUGUUGGAUUUCUGCCGCCCAACUUAAGUCACCCUGCUGCCUUUCAGCCUAUGCAUUCUUUUAUAACUGGGUGCAGAUGGCAGCAAAAGGUUGUCCUCCUGCACUUGCCUGCCUGGCUAUGGGAUGUGCAAACCAGUGGAAAAUUGGGUCUCAGGUGUCUCCAAGGGAGCAGCUCUGAGAGCUGCUGGAAGGCUGGAGGUGGGCUCUGCUGCUGCCGGCGGAAGCACAGAAGCUGCCCUGUGCUCUUGUUAAAAAUGAGCUGAAAGCUGACAGAGCUGCUGUGCUUUGUGGCUGGGAGCGAGGCAUAUAAAUAGCAGCAGUAUCAAGGUUAGAGAAUGUGCUUUCCUGAAAGAGCUCGAGCCACUCUUGUAAUCCACCCUGAGCAGUGAGAUCAUCGCUUGCAAGUACAGAGGAGGAGGUAGAGAAGCUCGGUUUUUAUUUAUACUUUGCCUCAUGCUUAACUUUGUCCUUUUUCUUGAAAUCUGUUCACCAGAGCAACUGCUUCCUGGCAGGUCUUGGAGCCAGGGUGGCUUUGAGAAAGGCUCUGCUCUUAGAAAGUGAGCUGAGAGCAAGGUGAGGGGAUGGGAGCUGGUCAGUGACAAAGAGCGGUGCGAUGGCUGUAAUUAGGUGCCUUGCCUCCCACUCUGACAAACCAGCAAUCUGUGCAGUAAGCAUAUUUUCUUGGAGCUCUCUGAGUGAAUGUCAGACACCAAAAUAUCUCAAGUUACUUGACUGAUGUUAUUCUUGCAAAAGUUGUAAAAAUACAUGCACAGCAUCGCCCAGCUGAUUGAAUUACCGCUGCCCUGCCAUACCUUCAGCCUUGGAUCUGAGCCCUGAUGCAUCUGCUUAGAACAACAGCAGGAGGUUCAUAGGUUCAUGCUUCAGUGAAGCUUUGACAAUGUCUAAAGCAUACGUAUAAAUAUAUAUAUACUUUUUUUUGCCUGCAGUGAAGUCACCCUCAGUAGGUGAAUGAAUAGGUCACCCCAUGA